Molecule: messenger RNA, 2612 nt
Organism: Megalobrama amblycephala (Wuchang bream)
Lineage: Eukaryota; Metazoa; Chordata; Actinopteri; Cypriniformes; Xenocyprididae
Product: gastrula zinc finger protein XlCGF57.1-like
Exons: 3
Coding region: 163-1458 (431 amino acids)
Biological process (GO): regulation of transcription by RNA polymerase II
Cellular component (GO): nucleus
Molecular function (GO): DNA-binding transcription factor activity, RNA polymerase II-specific; RNA polymerase II cis-regulatory region sequence-specific DNA binding
Source: RefSeq, a predicted model, not a curated record
CUGCAGUUCAUUUUCAUUUUCAGUUGGUUUGAAACCCGCCAGUAAAGCUAAAGAAAAAGAAGACGUCAUAAGGCUGCGUCGCGCUCCUGCAUCUGUUGGGAUUCGGCUGAAGAAAGAAAAACUCCUGUUGAAGCAGCUGAGAUCCACGUGACAGUUUUUAAGAUGGCGUUUAUUAAAGUGGAGAGUGAAGACCUGAAGAUUGAAGAAACAUUCAGAGUGAAACAAGAAGAUACUGAGGAACAAACAGAACUGAUGGCCUUGAAUGAGGAGACUGAAGUACUGAAUAAAAUGGAAGAGAAAGAUCAGAAUGAGAAACAUGAUUUCACAACUGUAGAAAAAUCAUUUAGGUGUUCACAGACUGAAAAGACUUCAUCACAAAAAAGAGCUCAGAAGACAGGAACUGGACGUUAUUUCACCUGCCAACAGUGUGGAAAAAGUUACAACAGAAAAGGAACCCUUAAUUAUCACAUGAGACUUCACACUGGAGAAAAGCUGUUGACUUGCCAUCAAUGUGGAACAAAAUUCACUAGAAAAAUAUAUCUAGACAGGCACUUUAGAAUUCACACUGGAGAGAAGCCUUUCACCUGCAACCUCUGUGGAAAAAGUUUCAGCAGUAAAGGAAACCUUAAUUGCCACAUGAAAAUUCACACUGGAGAGAAGCCUUACACAUGCCCUCAAUGUGGAAAGGGUUUUACACAAAAACAAGCUUCUGAUGCCCACAUAAGAAUUCACACUGGAGAGAAGCCUUUCACAUGCAACCAGUGUGGAAAAAGGUUCAGCAGUAAAGGAAACCUUAAUUACCACAAGAAAAUUCACACUGGAGAGAAGCUUCACACGUGCCCUCAAUGUGGAAAGGGUUUUACAUAUAAACAAGGUCUUAAUGGCCACAUUAUGAGAAUUCAUACUGGAGAGAAGCCUUUCACAUGCCAGCAGUGUGGAAAGAGUUUCAAAAACCAUAGAAACCUUCAAGACCACACGAGAAUUCACACAGGAGAGAAGCCAUUUACUUGCCAGCAGUGUGGAAAGAGUUUCACUCAAAAAACUACUCUUACCUCCCACAUGAGAGUUCACACUAAAGAACGCCCUUUUAACUGUGAACAAUGUGGAAAAGGUUUCACUCAAAAAGGAUACGUGAAAGUACACAUGAGAAUUCACUUUAAAGAGACCGCAUUCACAUGCCAACAAUGUGGAAAAUGUUUCAUUAAAAAAAUAAGACUUAAAGAGCACAUGAGAGUUCACACUGGAGAGAACCCUUACACAUGCCAACAUUGUGGAAAAGGUUUCUUUCAGAAAGGAAGCCUUACAGAUCACAUGAGAAUACACACUGGACAGAACCCUUACACAUGCCAACAAUGUGGAAAAAGUUUCAUUCAAAAAGGAAACCUGAAAGUCCAUAUGAGAAUUCACACUGGAGAGAAGCCUUACACCUGCCAACAUUGUGGAAUAAGUUUUUCUUAAAAAACAAGCCUUGACAGCCACACAAGAAUUCACACUGGAGAAAAGCCUUUCAAAUGCUCCCAGUGUGAAAAGAGUUUUAAACGAAAAGUAAGCCUUACUAACCACAUGUCAAUUCACACUGGAGAGAAGCUGUUAUGUGAUCAAUGUGGAAAGAGUUUCAGAUUUUUAGUAGACCUUAAUUACCACAUGAAGAUUCACUCAAAAGAUAACUGUUAUAUAUGUCAUCAGUGUGGAAAAAGUUUCACAAACAAAGAAGACCUUAAGAAUCAUGUUGACAUUCACAUUGGAGAAAAGCCUUUCAUGUGUCAUCACUGUGGAAAGACAUUCAAAAACAACGCAACCCUUCAGGUUCACAUAAAAAUUCACACUGGAGAGAAGCCUUUCACCUGUCUUCAGUGUGGAAAGAGUUUCACAGCUAAAGGAAACCUUAACAUUCACUCAAGGGUUCAUACUGGAGAGAGGCCUUACAGUUGUCUUAGGUGUGAGAGGACUUUCAGAUAUCAUAGAGACCUGAAAUUACAUUUGCAAACUCAUUCUAGAAAGAAAUUACAAAGAUCUGAGUGUGACAAGAGUUUAAUGAAAAGGAGCAAUUCAAGAAAUCACUUGCACAUUCACUCUGGAGGAAGGCGAUUUAGUUGUGAUCAGUGUAAAAAGAAAUUUCUUCUGCAAUCACAUUUAAAGAUACAUAUGAAAAGUCACACAGAUGUGAGACCCUAUUCUUGUUCUUUUUGUCGAAAGUGUUUUAAAUGGCUCAGCAAUUUAAAAUGGCACCAGAAAUUAUCUACCUGUGUGAAAUCAAAGCUACGUUCAUGCCGCAGAUGAAUGUGGCCCAAAUUGGAUUUUUGCUCAAAUAUGUUGUUUUGUUUGUACACAUGACCUUCUAAAUGUGGCCUGUUUCAGAUACUCCACAAUGUUCAGUGAUUUGGUCAUAUUCAAUUCUUCUGUUUUCAUCUUUCGUCUUUUUUGCCUUGAUUUUUAUUGACUUUUUUUUUUUUUUUUUUUUUUUUUAUGCCUGUGGCAGCACCUAACUAUGUCCUUUUGCUAUAGUUUAAAAUAUUCAGCGGUUGUGGUAGGUGUCCUACAAUUUCUAUUGUAUAGAGUUGUUGCUUAUAAAUUUCAAUAUAAUACUUAGAAAUAAACAUUGUAUGAAUCUA